UUGCUGUUGUUGUCGCUUCAUGGAUUUUCAUUGAUCGUGAUCAGGGGUGAUGAUUGUCUGACUGAAAAAAGCUGAGUUCUGUUCGUACCAUCGUGUGUGUGACUUGAACAUGUUUUGAGGCACAUCCACAAAAGGCAUAGAGCAGAGGGUAAUUGUACUCAAGUAGGCGAUUGCUGUGAGAAUGAUACCACGGAGAUUACUUGCUGGAUUGGGUGGCUGUCGUCACGCGUCUUCCUCGACCUCUGCCUCUGCACACUAUGAUUUGGUGGUGAUUGGUGGUGGAUCUGGGGGUCUUGCUUGUUCAAAGGAAGCCGCUAGUUUUGGCAAGAAGGUAGCUGUUCUGGACUAUGUCCAGCCAUCAUCUCAAGGCUCAACAUGGGGACUAGGCGGUACAUGUGUCAAUGUCGGCUGCAUACCCAAGAAACUAAUGCACCAAGCCGCUUUAGCUGGAACUCUAAUCAAGAAAUCUUCCAAACUUGGCUGGAACGUGCCAGAUGAUGUUUCGCAUGACUGGUCGACACUGUGUGGAAAUGUGAACAAUUAUAUUCGCUCUCUGAACUGGGGUUAUCGCGUACAGCUCAAAGACAAAGCUAUCGACUACAUCAAUGCAUAUGGUACAUUCUCUGACGCGCACACUGUGCGUGCGGUUGACAAGAGACAAAAUGAGCGCCGAAUCACCGCAGAUCAUUUUGUUGUAGCUGUCGGUGGCCGCCCUCAAUACCCAGACAUUGACGGUACAGAGCUAGGAAUCACAAGCGAUGACAUCUUCACUCUACAAUCACCACCAGGCAAAACGCUGGUGGUUGGAGCUAGCUAUGUUGCACUGGAGUGUGCUGGCUUUCUUACGGGUCUUGGCUAUGACACAUCAGUCAUGGUUAGAUCGAUCUGCUUACGGGGCUUUGACCAGAGUAUAUCCUCGCUGGUAGCUGCACAUAUGGAGCAUGAAGGAACACGGUUCUUACGUAACAGUUCUCCAACCAAGCUGCAGAGGCACGGCGAGAACGAGAUACUCGUGACGUGGCAAGCAGUCGCUGAUAACUCGUCUGUGGUGGAGCAUACUGAAGUCUUCAAUACUGUCCUGUUUGCGACUGGUAGAACUGCUAGUACAAAGUCACUGGGUUUGGAAUCCAUAGGAGUACAAGCUGAUACCCACACUGGCAAGCUCAUAGGGUCUGCUGAGUGCCCCGAGCAAACAUCAGUACCGCACAUCUCUGCUAUAGGUGAUGUACUGCAGGGCUGUCCCGAGUUAACACCGGUUGCAAUCCGCUCUGGCAAGCUGCUUGCCAGACGCCUAUUUGCAGGCAGUUCAGAACAAAUGAACUAUGAUUUGGUGCCAACUACAGUUUUCACACCACUGGAGUAUGGUUGUGUUGGUCUGUCUGAGGAAGAUGCUAUUCAGCGACAUGGAGAGAGUGACAUUGAGGUUUUCCAUGCAAACUACCGUCCAUUGGAAUAUGCCAUCACUGACAUUGACCAUUCAUCGUGUUACACUAAGCUGGUUUGCGUGAAAGAGAACAAGCAGCAUCGCAUAGUUGGCUUCCACUUUGUAGGCCCCAAUGCUGGCGAGGUGACACAAGGAUUUGCUGUCAGCAUGAGUGCCGGUAUCACAUACGAACAACUGUCCAGCUGCGUGGGCAUCCAUCCUACGUGUGCUGAGGAAAUCGUCAAGCUGCACAUCACAAAGAGGUCUGGCGAGGACGCUUCCGUUUCGGGUUGCUGAGGUUAGCUUCGCCUAGACGCUCUACAUGCAUGUGCCAUGCAAGUGCCGUCAGAGUGCUAGCACUAACACUGGCAUAGCAUGUAGUGAUCUAGGUGACAACACACUGUGCUGAUAGAAAUCAUGUGACUGCAAACAGUAACAUGUCUACACCUUCGUUCACAAACCUAGGAGCGGGUAGUCAUGUUUUGAUGACAGCUGAUGUGGCAACUUCUUUCAUUGGAGACAUGCCAGCUCGAAAACUGUUUGCCAGUCUGAACCCAAACGCGAAAUCAUGUUGUACAUUUUAUGCAUAUUUAUUUAUCUAUUUCUGCUUCUUGUUCGGCUUUUUGCUGCUCGUGCCUCUGUACGAGUCUUGAUCUAAUGCCAAACUCCAAUAAUUUAUUAUCCUUUUCUUUCCUCGAUGAUCGCUCAUAUUUUAGUUUUAUAUUCAGCUGAUUUCAAUAGUGCAUUGCUUCUAUGUUGGCUGUUAUCUUGAUCUAUACCGUAUAUUAGUACGUUCCAUUCUUGCUAGUUGCUACUUCUUUUUGAAGCACAUUACAGUACCUCCGAGACUACGAAGCACAGAGACUGUAUGAUCUCUCUAUCGGCAGCCAGUGCAGAAUCAGUUUAGUCCGUAAUGUGCAUACACGUGGAAACAAUUCUA
This is a messenger RNA of Sycon ciliatum, 2363 nucleotides long. Its product is annotated as thioredoxin reductase 2, mitochondrial-like. Gene Ontology annotation, cellular component: cytosol; mitochondrion. The coding region runs from base 182 to 1720 and encodes 512 amino acids. The record is from RefSeq and is a predicted model, not a curated record. NCBI's taxonomy places the organism in Eukaryota, Metazoa, Porifera, Calcarea, Leucosolenida, Sycettidae. Gene Ontology annotation, biological process: cellular response to oxidative stress; cell redox homeostasis; glutathione metabolic process. The transcript is spliced from 18 exons. Gene Ontology annotation, molecular function: thioredoxin-disulfide reductase (NADPH) activity; flavin adenine dinucleotide binding; glutathione-disulfide reductase (NADPH) activity.